AUGGCGGUUCGGUUUUGUCUCAACGACUUUGGGUUCCAAUUGCCUGACGAUGGGCUGUCCGUCUUCACUACAUUCUUGAAGGUCAAACUCACCUGCAAGGCUCGUAUCCCUUCAUCUGUGCAACAAGAAGAAUUCUACUCUCUUGGCAGGCAAGUACAUUUACAUCAGGAAGACAAUUCAGUAGUCGACUUCGAUUAUAUUGUCGCUAGUGGGAGUUUUGUCGGUGCCGAUAAAGACCUCUACUUUGUCGGUCUCUUUGCACCAAACAAAUUCGACGCACCCCUACAGAGGCUGCAUAGAGCUCUCAAGGUGCCUGAAACGACAAUGGCUCUUUGCAUCUUUCGACAGUCCGAUUUGGAUUCUUUGCUCAAGGAGGCACCGCUGCUUUUUGAGACGCAAAACGAACCAAUCAAAAACCUGCUAGCGGUCAACUCUACGGAGGUGGGAGGAACGAUCGAAUCCUCGAGGUUCAUGAGAAUCAACGCGAGUGAAAAAUAUCUCAAUUCAUUUCAGCAUUGCAAAAGGACAAAGAAGCACUCAACGAUAAGGGGCCUUUUUGUUGAGACGCCUUGGAAGCCGACGGACAAUGGUGAGGCUUUGGCGGUACUUCAAACAAAGGAGCGAUUCGUUGCAAUUCUGGUGGAGAGUGUCGACAGCUUCUCGGAUCUGCCACGGCGGAAAUUGACUCAAGGACGCGCUGUUUGUAUUCUUUACGCUCUUACGGAAUCGUCAAACUUGCUGGUAUUUUUGCUCUCGAAGCGUGAUUUAUUCCCAUUAAAGAAUUCUAAUAGCAAAAACGGCUUCACAAAGACAAUUGCACAGGAUUUACUUCUAACCGGAGGAAUUGAACUGCUCUUCUCUGUGAUGCUAUCACCUCAAUUUCUUUCCUCUUCUAUUAACAUGGAGUUCACGGCUUUUCGGGAGAUCACGAUUGCGGAUGGGCAAAAACUGGGAGUCAUCGAUUUGCAGAACUGCUUCACAGCAUGCCACGACAGCCUCGUAGCCUCUUCCUUACAAGUUUUUAGAGUUCGCGUUCAGUUUCCUUCACAGUGUUCAUGGUGCACGGAGCACCGACUGCACUCUUAUAGUGAUUACCAGCAGGUUUCAUAG
This is a messenger RNA of Rodentolepis nana, 1110 nucleotides long. NCBI's taxonomy places the organism in Eukaryota, Metazoa, Platyhelminthes, Cestoda, Cyclophyllidea, Hymenolepididae. The record is from the annotation of a GenBank genome assembly.